AGGUCUUGCUGAUUCCAGCUGCAGAGCACGGUGGUGGAGAGGUGAUGAUGAGGGGAAACAUUCUGGGGUCAAAUGAGGUCACCAGUCUCAUUUGCUUCUCAAUGUCCUUCCAGGUUCAUCUGCUGUAAAAAUGAACAAUUAAUCACAAGCAGGUGAAAUAAAUGUAGAAAAUCCCUUAUAUAAACUAAAUAAACGGAACCAUGUUUUAAGGUUUUAAUGAAGCUACGUGAAUCUCUUCUGGCGCUGCUGCCUGUUUCUGCUGCGUUCAGGUGGAUCGGAGUUAUUUUUCGGUCUCUGGAGACAUUUGUCUGACUGCGCGGCGGGACGCUGUCCUUUCUCUCCCGGAGCUUCGCCUCGGAUGUUGCUGCCGCUGCUGCUUGUUUAUCUGAUUACAGCCUUACAGGAGCUGCUUUCUCCUUAAAGCGACACCAGUUUAAUUAAUCAGCCUGAACCAGCAGCAGCAGCAGGAGGAGGAGUAGGAGGAGGAGGAGGAGUAGGAGGAGGAGGAGGAGGAGGAGGAGGAGGAGGAGGAGGAAGGAGACCGAGGCGGAGGAUGCAGAUGAAGAGCAGCAUCCAUCUUCUCGCUGCCUCCCUGAUCUCGGCGCCUUGCAGGAGGAUUAUGAAUCCGAUCUGAGCCGCCAUGGAUGCGGGGAAACCCUCCAGCUUCUGCUCGGAUUUCCACCCUGCAGGAGGAGCGGGCCGUGAACGCGUCACGCAUUCAGGUAGUCGGUGAAGCUGCGGAGUGUCCAGCGCGGCCUCAGUGAGGUAACACCACCCGGAACCCUUCCUCCCUCCACCCCCACAUGGACCUCUGACAAACGCCCUUAGCUCCGCCGCAGACGCGGUGCGCAGAUGCGGCGCGCCGAUGCGACGCGCCUGGUUGUCCGCGCUGCGCGUCGCGCUGCGGCCGCUCGCUGAGGCUCUGGUCCGGGACGGCGGCUGCCCGCGGCGCGGCAGGAUGGUGCGCAUCGCCAGCGCGCUGGGGCUCAUCAUCUUCAGCGUGGCGCUGCUCAUCCUGUCGCUCAUCAGCUACGUGUCCAUCAAGAAGGACUUCCUGCCCGGAUCCCCGCGGUACGGACCCAACGGAGGCCCCAGGAUGUACAUGUUCCACACGGGGUUCCGCGAGAGGCCACCUCGUAAACCCGACCUGAGCUCCCAGCUGGCCAUGAAGUACCUGGAUCCAGACUUCGUUCCUCUGUCCAACGCUCUGACCGAGGAUCUGCAGAACGCCUCUAAAUGGAGGACGGAGAUUUCUCAACACAUCGACAUCCCCCGUAACUUCACGUUGACCCGGGACUCCGUCAGAGUCGGCCAGCUGAUGCACUUUGACUAUUCCAGCCAUAAAUAUGUCUACUCCAUCGGCGAGAACUUCCGGUCGCUGCUGCCGGAGGUUUCGCCCGUCCUCAACAAGCGCUACAACGUCUGCGCCGUCAUCGGGAACAGCGGCAUCCUCACCGGCUCGCGCUGCGGGGCCCAGAUAGAACAAUACGACUUUGUCCUCCGAUGCAACUUCGCGCCAACGGAGAUUUUUAAGAAGGACGUUGGUCGUCGGACCAACAUGACGACCUUUAACCCCAGCAUCCUGGAGAAAUACUACAAUAAUCUGCUGACUGUGCAGGACAGGAACAACUUUUUCCUGAGCCUGAAGAAGCUGGACCGAGCCAUCCUGUGGAUCCCAGCGUUUUUCUUCCACACUUCGGCCACGGUGACCAGGACGCUGGUGGACUUCUUUGUGGAACAUCGAGGCCAGCUGAAGGUCCAGUUGGCCUGGCCUGGAAACAUCAUGCAGCACAUCAACAACUACUGGAAAACCAAGCAUUUGUCUCCGAAGCGCCUGAGCACGGGGAUCCUGAUGUACACGCUGGCGUCCUCCAUGUGCGACCAGAUCCACCUGUACGGGUUCUGGCCCUUCGGCUGGGACCCCAACACCGGGAAGGAGCUGCCGUACCAUUACUACGACAAGAAGGGCACCAAGUUCACCACCAAGUGGCAGGAGUCCCACCAGCUGCCGGCCGAGUUCAAGCUGCUCUACAAGAUGCACACCGAGGGUCUGCUGAAGCUCAGCCUGUCGCACUGCGCUUAGCGGCUGGAUUCAGACCGCUGACCAGCACCGCUAACGGCCAAACUACGGCCAAACUACAACAUGGAGUCAUUCAGAGUGAAAGCAGAAUCAGGACAUAAGUGACCUGAGUGAAGCCGGCCCCCAAACCUGCUUCAAAGCUAAUAGAAUUAGCAUCUAAGGUUUGUGCCGCGUUUUUGCUGCCAGCAUUUUAAAAACAUUAAUUGAAAAGUUUUCAGAGGCUAACCGGCCUUCUACGUCCAAAUUGGUGUCAAACAUUUGUGCUGCAGAAAUUUUUGUUUGUGCUGCUUUUGCUUUAAACACACUAAUAAAAGUUCAAAGGUCAACCAGCUCAAACACUUUACUCAAAUUUAACAAAAUUUGUGUUAACAUUUGUACUUGAUUUGUGCUGCAAUUUUUUGUGCUGCUUUUGCUGGAAAAUAGUAAUAAAAGUUUAAACACAUGAUCCAAAUAAACCGAAAUUGAUGUCAAA
This is a messenger RNA of Xiphophorus hellerii (green swordtail), 2552 nucleotides long. RefSeq names its product ST8 alpha-N-acetyl-neuraminide alpha-2,8-sialyltransferase 3 (gene st8sia3). Gene Ontology annotation, molecular function: alpha-N-acetylneuraminate alpha-2,8-sialyltransferase activity. The transcript has 5 exons. Gene Ontology annotation, biological process: oligosaccharide metabolic process; N-glycan processing. NCBI's taxonomy places the organism in Eukaryota, Metazoa, Chordata, Actinopteri, Cyprinodontiformes, Poeciliidae. The record is from RefSeq and is a predicted model, not a curated record. The coding region runs from base 866 to 2083 and encodes 405 amino acids.